AUGCAGCCUCCAAGCACGCAACUCAAGCCUUUUUUGACUGCUUGCGAGCCGAAGUGGCGCGAUUCAACAUUGAAGUGACCGUUGUGUGUCCCGGCUACAUCCAGACGAACCUUUCGCUCAAUGCCGUCACCUCAGACGGAUCCCAGUACGGAGUGAUGGACAAGACCACCAGUGAAGGCAAGGCGGCGGCUGACGUGGCUCGGCUGGUCCUGGACGCCGUGGGGGAGAAGCAGAAGGAAGUCCUGGUGGUGCCCGGUUUCCUGCCCGCCCUGGCGGUCUAUCUCCGGCCCCUCUGCCCCGCCCUCUUCUUCAGCCUCAUGGCCAGGAGAGCCGGCAAGGACAAGAAGGAGAAGGAAUCCUAGCCCUGACUGGACGCCGCCGUGUCAGAGGGGGACUGAAGAUGGACCGGGGGAAAACGGUGGGAGUGUUUUAAUUUCAUCCUUCGUUGCACUAAAAGGCGGGUUUUGUCUGGGGGCAACAAACAUCACAACGCAAAGUCUUCGGGCAACGCAAAGCAUGUGUUUUAUG
Messenger RNA from Protobothrops mucrosquamatus (brown spotted pit viper), 528 nucleotides. Its product is annotated as dehydrogenase/reductase SDR family member 7B-like. NCBI's taxonomy places the organism in Eukaryota, Metazoa, Chordata, Lepidosauria, Squamata, Viperidae. The transcript has 2 exons. Gene Ontology annotation, cellular component: membrane. The annotation marks the transcript as partial. The record is from RefSeq and is a predicted model, not a curated record.